CGUUAUUUAACCUUCAAACCGAUCUAAAGCAAAGUUGCCGUCGAGACCGAUGUAUUCCCUGCAAACUGCUUUGUCCCGUUAACGUUAAAGCUCGCGUCGUUCUUCCUCUUCACUCUCUUAAAAACUCUUCAGGUUUUUCCAGCUGAGCGAUUCAGGCUGAGGCGGGCGCAACCGCACUAGAGGGAAAGUCAAGUCGUGCUGGACUGGCGCGGUAUCCUCUCACGGUUUACAAGUAAAGCAAGAGCGGACUCGCAUUUUAUCAAGCUUUGAAAAUGAUGGAAUAUGCUGAUUUUAAAAGUUGACCUGGGAUUUCUAGUUGUCAGGUGUCGAGGCAUGGCUUUCCUUGUAACUUGCUUAUUUUUGUCUUGUUACAGUGCUAGCAGUGUUUGGGGAAAUCAGCACAGUGAGACCAGUAUAUAUUUGGAUAACAUCACGCGUAUAUUGGAUAGAUUACUGGAUGGCUAUGACAACAGACUGCGACCUGGAUUUGGAGGUCCAGUUACAGAGGUCAAAACUGACAUCUUUGUCACCAGCUUUGGACCUGUUUCAGAUGUUGAGAUGGAAUACACCAUGGAUGUGUUCUUUCGUCAGACGUGGAUUGACGAACGACUAAAAUUUGAGGGCCCCAUUGAGAUCCUGCGGCUCAACAACUUGAUGGUCAGCAAGAUCUGGACACCGGACACAUUUUUCCGCAAUGGCAAGAGGUCGAUCUCUCACAACAUGACUACCCCCAACAAGCUGUUCCGCAUCAUGCAGAACGGAACUAUCCUCUACACCAUGAGAUUAACUAUAAAUGCAGAGUGCCCCAUGCGUCUGAUGAACUUCCCCAUGGACGGCCAUGCCUGCCCACUUAAGUUUGGGAGUUAUGCUUACCCCAUCAGUGAAAUUGUGUACACAUGGAAGAAAGGUCCUCUGUCAUCUGUUGAAGUGCCACAAGAAUCAUCCAGUUUGCUGCAGUAUGACCUUAUUGGUCAGACAGUUUCCAGUGAGAGACUAAAAUCCAAUACAGGUGAAUAUGUCAUUAUGACCGUUCAUUUUCACCUGCAAAGGAAAAUGGGCUUCUUCUUGAUUCAGACUUACAUUCCCUGUAUCAUGACUGUCAUCCUGGCCCAAGUCUCAUUCUGGAUUAAUAAGGAAUCAGUUCCAGCUCGGACUGUGUUCGGUAUCACCACUGUCUUGACGAUGACAACGCUCAGCAUCAGUGCCCGCCACUCACUCCCUAAAGUCUCCUAUGCCACAGCCAUGGAUUGGUUCAUUGCUGUUUGCUUUGCCUUUGUCUUCUCCGCCCUGAUUGAGUUUGCCGCCGUCAACUACUUCUCCACCUUACAGGCCAACAGGGAGCACCGGAAAGCAGCGGCCAUGAAGGCAGCAGCUCAGGAGGCAGCAACUGCGGCCGCUGCUCCCGCUGUGGCCGCAGGGAAUGACGUAGAGGUGUCCUCAGUGGAUGCCAGUAGUGUGCUUAAGAAGAGGAUGAACUCCACCCCGAUGUUUGAGCGUCCUGCCAAGACAUUUCCCAACCCACCGGUCAAUGCCCAAGCAUUCCUCCAGCAAGGUUCGGCUGUACCGGCCAACAAUGUUCUGACUGGCACCAGCAUCAUCGACAAAUACUCACGCAUCCUUUUCCCCCUUUCGUUUGGCGCCUUCAACCUGGUCUACUGGAUUGUCUAUCUUACCAAGGACACAAUGGAGAUGUCCAGGGAUACCAUCUAGGCCUAGUGUUUGUUCUUCUGGAUGGCACACACACACUUACAUGCAUACAUUUACAUUUAUAUGUAUCAGCCACAACCUUAAAACCAGCGACCAUUGAAGUGAGCAACAUUGAUCAGUUCAUUUAAAUGCAGCACUCUUCUGGGAAACCUUGGGCUCUGACAUUCAUAUGGAUUUUACUUUGACUUGAACUGCUUACCUAACCUUUGUUCCCGACUAAGCACACCCCACCAUUGCAACAACAUUCCCCAACAACUGCAACCUUCCCAAGCUGUAUAAUUUACCCCCGUGAUAUAAAAACUCCUCAGGAAUGGGUGAAGAACACAACAAAGACAAAAGUUCCCAGAUACUUAUCUGAUGAUGAAUCAGUGGAAUUCUCCAGAAUGAGCCACAAAUUCACAGGAGAUACACUCUAAAGAAGCCAGGCACCAGAGGACACCCAGCCUCAGACACCCCAUGUCCAUAUCUGGACAGGUUAGAUUUGCUUUUGCAGAUCAAGUGGAACCCAGUGCUAGGCAAUUAGAUUCAUUGUUAUGGCUAAUCUGAUAUAAAUUUAAGAGGCACAAACAAAAAGUUCCACUUCUCCAUAAAAAAGCAAAACCCAGUUAAGUAAGUUAUUAAGUUCUUUUGAUGUUUUGCACUACUUACAAUGCUCCUACUCCAUUUAUCAUAUCAAGUAGCCAACUCAUGUAGGUAAGUAAUAAUGGUGGUAAGUGACAAAAAACUGCUAUGUACACAUUGCAACACAAGCCGGAUUAUUUGUGCCAAAUGCUUCCCCUUAAACACUUCAGGAUGUAAGCGAAAAGUCUGAACCUGGAGUUACACAGUACAUGAAACAAAAGAUAACCAUGACUCUGGUCAUGCUCCUGACCUGAUGUACCACCUAUUUGGACAUUAUAUUCCCUUCUACUACUGACUGCUGCUUAGUCACUUGGCUCUAUCUGACCCAUCUCUAAUCAUUGUUAUUUACAUUUUGAAGAGAUCUAGUUCCUUAAUCCAGAAAGAAUACCACAGGAGAUUCAGAUAUUAAUUGUAGGAUAUGUUUACCUGGCUGCAGAACUAGGGCAGCCACACAUCUAUAAGUUAUAAAAGUUAUAAGUUAUUUUUGAACUGCCAAAAAUAUUAUGCUUAUCCACUUAUUCAGAUAAAAUAUUUUCUAAUUUAAUAUCAGCUCACUGACUUUUAUAUGGCUGCAAAUACAAGUAAACAUAGUAUAGAAAGACUCCAGAUAAAGGCUUCAAGGCUACCUGUAGAAUUUCUUCUUUAUCUUACAACAUUAAGAUAAAGAAGAAAGGGUUCAAUGGGUUACAGCAUUAACCCAUUGAACCCUUCCUAACAGCAAAGCAGAUAUAAUCUAAAAAUAUAAUAUAGAGUAAGUUUGCCACUAAACUUCGUCUAUAAGUUACACGACAAAAGCAAAAAUAUAUUUAAAAAAAACAAACAAACAAAAAAAGCAGGUUGCCGGAUUCUAGUGCUGGAGAAGAUAGAACAUUUAUGGGGAGAUUCACCACAUAGAGCAAUCUGAUCACUUAAUAAACUGGAUUUUCACACAAAGAAAAAAAUACUUGCCAAGCUCUCUUUUUGCCACCUCAGUGCAUUGUAUUUCAUUUUAUCUUGUUGCAUGGAAAGCAAGUGCUUUGAGAGCAGAUGUACCUGAUCCUUUUGCCAACUUGACCAGGCAACUCAAAGCCAUAUGAGCUCCAGAGCCCCAUGCUCUGGUAUAAUUUAAAACAGAAACUACAUCUCUCUACCACUCUUUUUCAUUCAUUUCAAAUCUCUGAGAUAUAAAAAAAAAUUACCCAUUAGUAAUAGCUGGGGUAGGACCUACUUUGGGAGAGCAAGAGCUAAAGCAUCCACAAAGAUCCACUUUGUUGUAUGUAUUGAUUUUCUGUGUGCAUGCAAUUCACAUGCAGUUCCAGACAUCAGAAUGAUAUUGCAUCUGUGGUUGAAAUGACACAUUUCCUGCUUCAAUAUUUAGAACACAUGUAAGGGAAUAAGUGUACUUGUCCUGAUACUGCAUCCAUUGUGACUGAGUGACUGAAUUGCAGGAACUCUCUCACUGCCAGCUCUACUUUCCACUAUUCAUUUUUUCCCUUCCAACACUCUAUUUUUUGGUUCAUUGGCUUAAUUUCCCUCUGCUGGAGUAUAGAGGAUGUGAAGAAAAAUCUUCAAAGGGUUUAGAUGGUGUGUUCCACAGAUUCAUUGGCUGCACUGAAUAUUUAGUGUCACAUGCAGAUGCAGAUAGAAAAAACGUGUGCAUACAGUUACUAGAGGGUUAAAAACAUCCACGCAUACUACUUAUUUGAGCCACAUUUUUGGACUAAAAUAUUGACAUUACUUGCAACCAUUUAAUACAGCGAGGCAUGGCAAUAACCCCCUUUUCACAGAAAAUAUUUAAACCUUUAUAUGCUAAUGUAAGCAUUUUAUUAUUCAAUACUUAUUUUUUCUCCUUUCUUUCAUAAUUUUAAUUGGAGUUAAAUGAUUCCUGCAUUGGUUCCCAAUAAUUUGUCAAGAUGACAGCCAUUGCUCUAGUUUUUCAUUAAAAAGCAGCAGAAAUAGAAAAUUAAACCUAUCAUCACCAAUUAUACAAAAUGCCAAGUCAUAUUCAUUAAUAAUCCACUUAUGUGGAUUAGCAUAUGAUUAUGCAGUGUUUCCAAUUAAGUACAAAGGGUAACAUGUUCAAGAUAUGUGGUGUCUACAUCUAAACCAGUGUGUUUACUGCCUCAUUGCAUGCAUCAUGCACGAAGGGUGUUUUGAUUUAAAGUGCUUUUAUUGACAAAGACACAAAAAAUAAUAUUAUUUAAUAUUUGAUAGUAUUAAUAAUUAUUAUUCAUAUUAAAUAAAUAAAAAAACACCUGACUACAGCACCAAAAGAUUGUAUGAAGUCUGAAGUCUGUGUCUGUUGAGUGGCUGUUUGAUAUUGAUGAAACAUAAACAAACUUUAUGGUGGAGAAGUUUUUCCCCAUCUUCUUGUUCAGUUUUGAAUAUUUAGUUUGAAACAAGAAAUAACAUCAUGUUUAAUAGUAUUCAAUCAUUUUAUGUAAUUAUUGUAUCUUAUAUGAACAUUUGUGAAAACACAGAUAUAAUCAGUAAUGCAAAGGUCAAAUGAAGACAAUAUGCAAUGCAACAAAAAAUGCAAUAAUAAAUCAAUUUGAACUCUAAGGUUCAGAUCAAUUUCAUAGAAAAUGUUGGUAGGAUGCAAAUGUUUUCUUUUUUUUUCUAAAUUAGCAUUUUAAAUCUGUUAAUAAUAAUAAUAAUAAUAAUAAUAAUAAUACAUUAAUAGAAGGGUCUUUGAAUAUUGCCAAGGAUUAUACAUAGCUGUUUUGUAUGCCAUCACUGCAUGGUAUGAUCACAGUUGCCAUUAGGUUAGCCACUUUAUUAGGGUUAAGCAAAGACGUGUUCUGCUUGUUCUGUUUUAAUAAGUUUGUAGAUCUGUGAAAGAUAGAAUGUCUUGUAUCCUACAUGAAAAAUCUGAUGUUCUAGGUAAAUUGUGUUUGAGAUCCUUGUUCAGUUGACACUGAGAUAAAGUGUAUUGUGAUCUACGAUCUUUGUAAACUGAUUUUCAAAGAUUUGCUCAUUUUAAAAGCUGUUGUGCAUUUUUUUUCACAUGUAAAUUAGAAGACUAAAGUAACAAUAAUGGCAGUCUCUAUAAACUGUCCUUGUAUCUUCCUUCUUUCCCUACUUUAUUCAUCACCCUCUUCCCCUCUGUCUAUGAGGCAGAGGCUGAAGAGAUGGGACGUUUCAACCCUUAAUGCCCUGUAUGUCAGGCUGUGUUGUGGAACUGCCAGUGAAAUCAGACUGCCAGAGAACUAUUGGUGCAACCCCAAUGGAGCCUCGGAGCACUGACUUUGUUCCACCUCCAGCAGUGACUGGGCAUUUUCUCUGCAGAACAAUAUUCAGUCAAAUAAUCAGUUUAAACAGUGCUGAGAAACCUUUUUUCUAUACUGACUGAACUUGUAUGCAUUUACCCAAAGCCUAGUUGCAAGAAUCACAUAUGCAUGAACUCUGACCCUUUAUGUGUAUGUUAGGGUUGUUGAAUGUAGAAGAUAACGGACUCUAUAUAAAAUAGAAUUCUAUUGUUCUGGUGACUUUGGCCACAAAUUGGCCUUUGCAGUUUUUAUUUUUAUUUUUUGGUCAUUCCACAGACAUGGCUUAUUGAUUCUUUAUCAAAUAAUGUUUUGUUCUGUUUUUCUUAUUUGCCUAGAAGUUUUUACCACACCUUAGAAGACAGUGAAUGCCAUAUACUGUUAUAUUAUGUGUAUAUUUUGUGAAUAUAAUGAGAUAUUUAUGUAUGUACUCCUAUUGUAUGGCUCUGCUUGAUGAUCAUCUCCACAUCUUCACAAUAUUAGCCAUUUGUACCUGUCUGAAUGACUACAGAUUUUUACAUUUUAUGAAUUUAGUUGAUCCCUUUUUGCUCCUUUAUACACUGUUACCAAGUAAGGCUUGCUUUUUGUUUGUGUUUAUUUAUUAAUUUAUUUUCAAAAGAUAAUAUGUGCAUAUGUCCAUGUUUUGUCAAUAAAUGACCCCUGCUCAUUUUCACAUAUAUAUAUAUAUAUAUAUAUAUGCAUUGAAACAUGCAUUUAUAUAUACAUUGAGUCAUCACUCAAAGUGCAGACUGAAAAAAGAAAUCAGAACAACAAUGAGAUGAGAGUACAUAUUUGCACUAUUUCUCCUUAUAAAACCUUAUCAAACUCUGAGUUCACGCUACAGCAUAGUGUUAGGGUUCAUUUCAAGCCUUUUUUCUUGUUUUCCAAACAUUCUGCUUUAAUUUGCAUCAGGUAAUUUUAAUAUUGCAACACCCAACCUUUAGAUCAUACACUAUUGCUCUGAUUUUUUUCCUGUAACAUUUCUUUUAAGAGUUGCAAAUUCACUGUUCCGUCAGUGAUUACGGAAUAACCCGGGCUUAAAAAUAGGAAAAGAGUCUCAAACUGCGAUGCUCUAUGUUAGUAUUGGCGUGCGGUGCCUAUUCCCUCUAACAAAAUGCUGUGCAAGUUAUCUAGAUUUCUUCUAUUUUUCACGUCUUUUAUGAUGCAUGUUAUACUCCCAGUGUGCUCUUUUGAGGGAAGCGCCUGAAUUUCCUGUUUGUAGGCAGUUUUGGACUGGUGAACACCUCUCUGUAUAAAUGCCUUUCUAGCUUUAUAUCAGGUUCAUACAUCUAUGUAAUACAUCACUUAUGGUCCUAUGAAAGUUGUUUCAAUUCAGGGAUGGUUUAGACCAGCUCCCAAACUUAGCAUGUUUUUAUUUAUAAGGAGAGAAAUCUUUACAAACCUCAUAUAAGAUGGCAUUAACUUAAUUGGAACACCUGACUUCAAGUAGCCUCUGAAGAAGUCAUUAAAAUAGGUUCAUCUACUUUUUUGUUUUAGCCUGCACCGUGAAUGAUUACUCUGUGUGUUUAAUAAAGACACGGCAAAAUUA
Molecule: messenger RNA, 7122 nt
Organism: Maylandia zebra (zebra mbuna)
Lineage: Eukaryota; Metazoa; Chordata; Actinopteri; Cichliformes; Cichlidae
Gene: gabra6b
Product: gamma-aminobutyric acid type A receptor subunit alpha6b
Biological process (GO): monoatomic ion transmembrane transport
Cellular component (GO): membrane
Molecular function (GO): GABA-A receptor activity; extracellular ligand-gated monoatomic ion channel activity
Source: RefSeq, a predicted model, not a curated record